This is a messenger RNA of Hyalella azteca, 1310 nucleotides long. RefSeq lists its product as uncharacterized. The transcript is spliced from 8 exons. NCBI's taxonomy places the organism in Eukaryota, Metazoa, Arthropoda, Malacostraca, Amphipoda, Hyalellidae. The coding region runs from base 124 to 1092 and encodes 322 amino acids. The record is from RefSeq and is a predicted model, not a curated record.
GCUGGCGGAAGAAUGCCGCGGAUCCGCUCUGCUUUAAGUGUUGGUAGUUCUCAAAAGGCUUUGCCCUAGCUAGUAAUUGUGAAAAUUUUUCGUCCUUAACAAGGGAAAGACCGCUCUUUCUAGAUGGCGGUAACGUUUGGCAAGCUGAUGUCAAGACGAAGGUUUGUGCGUGCCAUUGGCCAGUAUCUGUUGGUGUUGGUGAUGGUGGGUUUGGGACUCCUAUCCCUCGGAACGCAUCCUGCACUCAACAUAUGUGAUGAUGAGUGCAGUAUCAUCACAUUCACACGUCCGCCGCAUUCAGAGUCUCGAAUGUUCAUAGAACACAUCAUUGACAAUGUUAUAGAACCUCAGCGAGAUUCUGCACCAUGGCCCCUGACACAAGAAGAGAUCACACAGUCAAUUAGACAAGACACUAAUGCCUAUACAGUUAAUCAGUUCCUUAUGGGAUACAUUGAUGACAUAGUCAAUGGUACUUUUCUGGAAGUUGGAGCAGGGAACGGAGAGUUCCUCUCGUUUUCCAGUGCUCUUGAAUUGAUGCAAAACUGGCGCGGGCUGUUAGUAGAGCCGCGCCAACAGGCGUACCAACACUGCCGGAAGCGGCGUAGAGCGGCUACGGCGAACGCUUGCGUCACCGGCACCGAUUACCACGGCAAACAAUUAGUGUGGACCCCAAAAGUGGACACUACGCUGCCACUUCAGUUGCAGCAGUCCACGCUCUCCAAAGCAGCCAUCAUCGACUACGUGGACCCGGCUGACCGCGAUGAUGGCGAUGUCACUCUGGUGCAAUGCUAUACUCUGGAAAGCCUCGUCGUGGCCUACCUCGAGUCCAUCAACGCCACAGACCAGCCUAUCGACCUACUAAUAGUUGACACCAACGCGGGGGAGCUUCAUAUCAUGGAGAAACUUUUGAUACCGCGAUACAGAUACGUGUUGCUCCCAAUACGCGACAAGUACGAGUAUCAGUUUGCUCUGAGCAUCGCUGGACAGCUCGAGCUCAAUAUGACCGACGACGGAAUGCUUCAGGACGGAUAUGCGCUUUUCCAACAUAAAUCUGUCGGUCGCCAUAUUGAAUUUGUAGCGGAGUUUGUAUGACGUCCAUCUUGAUGAUGAGAUGAUACUGGCGCACGGAUCUCGCCAUGGCGUUGACAUUUCCACGGUGACGGACAGGCUGGGCCUCCAGCUUGUAUCGCCGGUGACCGCGGCAUUCGGAUUUUCCAUCCUGGCGCAUCCUUCGAUGUUACGAGAUACCAGGACUCCUGCAGCACCUACUCCAUAACCCUAAGCAUCUCGUCACAAACGGCAUAGCCCUA